CAUCUGUUGCGUUUCGUUUUGUGAUUGGAUUUUCCAGUCUUGUUUUGUGGACCUAAUAAUCGGUGCUUCACUAAAAGACGAGGCGAGGAAUAUGAGAAUCAAACGAAUUCGCUAGUUGAGACAGUCUUAUCUUAUCGCUCGAUUUUUACCUUAAUUCUGUCGUUUGAUUUUAGUGUAGUUUUAAUAACACUAAAAGUGGUCACACAAUUACAAGGGUUUUUAUCAAGAAGAAACAAUAUCCAAUAUGGACGGUCGGCAUUGCAUUGUUUGUAAUUUGGAGCACGAUGAAGACGACAUCUACCACAAUGGUACGCCUGCACACCGAUUCAAUUUCACGCUUUUCGAGUGGAACAGAUACAAAAAAGCGCUUGUUAACAACCGUCACGGAGUGGAGGUUGACAUACAGCCGGUACAAGUGAAUGGGUUCACCUAUAAUUAUACUGUGGAUCCAAAAAAAGGAAAACACACAAUCAAGAUUACAUCGGAAAACUUACGUUGUCACAAUAAUAAUCUGGAAUUUUUGUGCGCCGUUGUAAAUAAACGGAAAAAUUCUAACGUAAUAUUAACCUCUGCCAUACUGCUUCACCCGUAUAAAUUGUGGUCUUUAACCGACCUACAGAACAACUUGGGAGAUUCUUUCGUGGAACUCGAACCAGGAGCUCCUCCGUAUAAAGUAUUAGUCAAAUUCGCCACUGAAAGACCCGUCGUUGGCAGCUAUAAGAUCCCCGUUUCAUUUAAUUUCCAAACGGUUGGCGGCAAUGUGGAUACGUUCACCAUCGCACGAGCUCUUAUCGUAUCAGUCGAAGACAUUCCUCCUGCAGAAGAGGAAGCGGCAGCCAAGAGCCCUUUCACCAAUAAUGACUGGCUGGAGCCAAUCGAGAUAAUUCCGCCUACUCAAAACCAGCGAAAUAUAUGCAUGUACCCGAUUCCUCUGGAUAUGUAUCCUUUUUUGAAAAUGGGCUUGAGGGACUUCGGAGGAUUAACACAAGAAAUGCAGAAUCAUUUGAGACACAUCAGGGCGCAAUUGGAUCCAAGCCACGUCACCGUAGGCAACUACCGAAUGUUCUGGCACAUCGUACUCUGGUUGGAGGAAGUGGCACAGGUGUUGAUGUUGAAAAGAUACAACAUGGAAAACGUUACGAUGGCGGUGAACGGGGAGCUUCUGGAGCUUGAGGUGCCCGGUUUGGCGGAAAAGAGGCCUUCCGUGAUUGCCGGGGACAUGAUUGAAGUUAGAGUCCAUGAAGAUCACCGAGCUUACAGAGGGGUUAUCAAGAGGGUUAACGACAAGACGGUUGACAUAGGUUAUGUCAAUAAUGAGCUUGUGGAUUAUAUAAAGAGCAACCCCAAAAUCGAAUUAGACGUCAGGUUCGUGAUGAACCGGUUACCGUUGGAGCGGAUGCACCAGGGCGUGGACCAGACCGUGAUGAACGGUAUCGUUCCGUAUUUCUUCCCCGAUUACAGCCUGAGCAGAAGGAUCGUUUCGAGCACGAAGACGAUCCGCGAGACCGAAUUCUUCAACAACACGAUCGUGGCGAACAAGGAACAGAAGAUGGCCGUUCUGAACAUCCUUAACGGUACUUCUAUGAGCGCCCCGUACGUCGUGUUCGGUCCUCCCGGUACGGGAAAGACCGUGACCAUCGUCGAAGCCAUCUUGCAGAUAAAGAAGAAGACGAACAAGAAGAUACUGGUGUGCGCGCCUGCCAACGCGGCUUGCGACAUGCUGACGGAGAAGUUGAUGAUGCAUUGCACUAGAAGGGAGCUGAUCAGGAUCAUGUCCGAGAAUGUGGAUAAGCAAAAUAUGAACGAGCUGAUUUUGGGGUACACGAACUAUCAGAACGGCGAAUUUUUAAAACCCACAGCGGAAGAGAUAUCCGAGUAUAGAAUAGUGGUAACAACUUUGAUUCUUAUCGGUCGCUAUUCCCGAAAAUACCACCCCGACGUGGUGUUUAUCGACGAGGCGGCCCAGCCGUACGAACCCGAGGCUUGUUGCGCCCUCGGCAUGAUCGAAAAGGGCAAACAGAUCGUAUUAGCCGGGGAUCCGAAGCAACUGGGACCGUCGGUCGCAUCCAGAGUGUCAGGAAGGUACGGAUUGGGAGUAUCGUUGCUGGAGAGAUUGAUGAAUCUGGAAUUAUAUAGAACCCUGAACCCGAACUUUAUAACCAUGUUGAAACAGAACUUCCGAUCCCAUCGUACUAUCCUUACCCUGCCCAAUAAGCUGUUCUACGACGACCAGUUGCAGGCCGUCUCGACAAGGGCGCACAGCGACCAAUUGGCUGCCAUAUGCGUUUUUGAAAAGAUACCAGGCUUGUGUAAGAAGAAGAAGAACAAACUCCCACGACCCGGACAAGCCGUAGAAUUUUGCUCGAUUAUCUCUCAAGAGUGCCGACAGGGAAGGUCCCCCAGCUAUUUCAACUACAAGGAGACGCAAAUGGUGCUGAAGUACGUGCAGACACUAACGCAACUCGGAUUCGAUAGCGAGGAACACAAAGUGCUUCCCGAACACAUCGGCGUGGUCACUCCCUACAUACGACAGGUUUACAACAUCAGGGAACAGCUACGGAAGAACAACUUUGCCGGGAUCGAAGUAGGAACGACGGAAACUUUCCAGGGCCGUGAAAAACGCAUAAUCAUAAUCAGCACAGUGCGAGCAAAGGACAAUCUACUGGCGUACGACAGGAAGUACAACCUCGGAUUCGUCAAGAACGAAAAGAGAUUCAACGUGGCCCUGACCAGAGCGAUGAGUAAACUGAUCGUGAUCGGUUGCCCUCACGUUUUGGGCACCGACGACAAAUGGGAGCAGUACAUAUGCCACUGCGAGGAACUAGACAGCUUCUGUGGGGCGCCUUACGCGAGGCGAACCCAGGAUGUCAAGGACGAGAUCGUCAACAGAUUGGGUCGCAUUCGGUUGUUGGACACUCAGUACAAAAAGCAGCCGCAGAAUUAACAUAUUUCUCAUGGUUUAUUCGAACAAUUAUACUUUUAUUUAAGAUUAUUCUUUCUUAGUUGAUUUUUUUUUGUCUGUCACAAGUUUUAUUCAAGUGGAUGGGGAGAACGUCUGCAGCUACUGUGUCGUGCCUUAAAUUUUCGCACAGAUUAAUCCAACGGGUCAACUGUGAUGUCGCCAUUUGUUUAAUUUUUUUCUAAUAUAGAGAUUUUAUUCCAAUAUUUUUACUUAUCGCUUAAGGUAUUAUGUAGCACGUUUGUGUCGUUAUAUGCAGUGUGACCUUAUUCUUUUUCUUUCGGGUGAUUUCAUAUUUCCAAGCUUACAACGUAACACCUGCGCGGUUUCAAUCUUUCUAACUCCACGGAGUGCCUUAACAGCCGGAUAUCUUUGCUCAAUGUUUUUGCUUAACUUACAGGUCAGCGGUUCCCAAACUUUUCCCGAUAAAACGUUCAAGCAUUGUUUGGCAGUCAAAACUGUACAAAUCAAACGUCAAUUAUGUGUAAUAACUUUACGAUGCGUCCGAGACUCACAUUGCCGGUGACGUUUGGCUCAAAUCACGUGCAAUACAUAGUUGGGAACUGCUGUCAUAGAAUAGAAACGGCCACCAAAAAUUAGAGUAAAAGUCGAGAAAAAAUUUUAACCUCUCCCAAUCGGUUUUAACAUUAAUUAGGUUAAUGCUAGGUAAUGCAAAUUUGUGUACAAACGAAGGCUGUGUUAAAUCGGAGACUUUUAAGCAGGACACGCUGUAUUAUAAUUAAAUAAGCAAAAUAUGUGGGUGAGUGUACGUUUCGUUAUACUCAGAAACACAAUGUUACAUUUUUCUCUCUCUGUAUUUUCCGAGUGACAAUUUUUUUUAUUUUGUACACUUUUUCUACCUCGAUGCCGUUAGUUAAUAACCGCAAAUUUUUCCAAAUACGAAGCGACUAAAGGUCAAUAGUGAAUUUGUUCUGUACAGGUAGAAUUAUUUUUUUAAAUUUUUAUGAUCGUGUAAUU
Molecule: messenger RNA, 3937 nt
Organism: Anoplophora glabripennis (Asian longhorned beetle)
Lineage: Eukaryota; Metazoa; Arthropoda; Insecta; Coleoptera; Cerambycidae
Product: putative helicase mov-10-B.1
Exons: 19
Coding region: 245-2944 (899 amino acids)
Molecular function (GO): RNA binding; 5'-3' RNA helicase activity
Source: RefSeq, a predicted model, not a curated record